Rhizopus microsporus ATCC 52813 is the source of this 8113-nucleotide messenger RNA. RefSeq lists its product as uncharacterized. The record is from RefSeq and is a predicted model, not a curated record. Gene Ontology annotation, biological process: regulation of GTPase activity. The transcript is spliced from 21 exons. Bases 1 to 7971 code for a protein of 2656 amino acids. NCBI's taxonomy places the organism in Eukaryota, Fungi, Mucoromycota, Mucoromycetes, Mucorales, Rhizopodaceae.
AUGUUGGCCAAUGCCAAGUUAAUUGUUAGCUUAAUCAAGAGAAUAGAAGUGCGAUUACCUAUCAAUAAUACUGGCAAGACAAUAGAGAGCUUAGAACAAGAUGCACUAACACAACAAACAGUGGCUGCGAUUAUUGAGUUAUCAAUUCAUAAAUUAUCUGUCGUCGUGAAUCAGCUUGCCCUUGUAUUAGAGUUAAUAUCCAAGAACGUUCAACCUUCUACUACCAAUGAUGCUUAUGUCCCACUUGACGUACUCCAAUCUCAGCUCUUUGUUAUUCGACUUUUAUCCGCUUGUUUACAGUAUCACUGGACAUGGUAUAGGAAACACAUAGUCAAAGUAUCUCAAGAAACAAACACCACCGAAGAAGCAGCAGCAGCAGCAGCAGCUACAGGUGCUUAUACCGAUGUUGCGCCAGGUGCGCCCAAGGAUGUUCUCUCACUAGAUCCACCACCACUUGAUGAAGCUCUAGUCUCGUUCCUGCUCAAUCUAAUGGGACGUUUUCUAAACCAGCUACAUGUUAUUGAAGAACGUAGUGAUCAACUAUCGAUAUCAGCAACAGAGCAUUCGAACGAGGCUGUAGCUAAUGCAUCCAAGGUAGAUACCCAAACGAUGGAAUACAUACGUGAAGUCUAUCAUACGUCAGGAAAGGUGCUCUACUAUAUCAGUUCCAGUAAUUGGAAUUCAUUUUAUGCAAAGAUAAAAAACGCUGUCAACGCGUUGGCAGCCGCAAACGAAAGCUCUGAACUCAAUCCUCCCGAGAUUAGAAUCCUUUCGUUCGCAAGUCUGACCAUCCAAAAGCUACAUUCAAUCCUGACAGAAUUCAGUCCGUAUUUUUUAAACAUGAAAAUUCAAGGCAAGUUAUUAUUCGCAAAGAUGCUGAGAAUUGCCAUCUGGAAAUGGAUCGAGACGAAACCUUCUCAGUUUGCUGAGAUUUGUACGACAAAUCGACAGGCUCUAGCAGGGUCGGAAAUUCUUUUCGACAUGUGUAAUAUAGCGGCAGAUAGCUCGCGUAAGAAGGCAGUCUUGUGGCCACUGCAGACCAUUCUGUUGACUUUAUCUCCUGAUCUUUUGAUACAAGCAUUUUUGGAUGACCGAGGCUUACAAAAUCGAAGGACUGGCUUUCCUCGUCAAUUAAGAAAAGCAUUGGAAUCAGUCAGGACACAGGAAAUUGCCGCAACGUGUUACGUUGAUUUAUACAAGGCUGCAUCUUUCAUUGCACCUAACGAAGACACAAUACUCCGACAUAUUGCAGAGGACGUGGAAGGUGUAUUGUAUGAAAAAGUUUGGGAUUUUAGCCGUUCAUCUGCGGUAGAUACACUUUCUUCGAGCUUGGGAUACACCGUCAGUCAGAAAAGCCUGGUAUCAGAUUAUUUCUUGGCACAGCUACGGCUCAAUCCUACAAAAGCACUCCAUACGCUUGUGCCCACCUUAUUGGAUGAUGAUGUCCCCACUGUCUUUAAACAGGCAUUUGUUAAUGCAUGUUUGACCAUUGCUUCAGAGGAAAAGACGUUACCAUGGCAUCCAACAUUAAAAUCAAUGUAUGAAUCGAUCUGUACUCCUCUCAGACGCAUUUUCAUUCAUACAGUCAAAGUCGAACUUUGUUCAAAAUCUGAAAUGUCUAGCGUGACCUCUGGGUCUAAAAAGACAGUGAGCGCCGAUAAAAAACUGCAGAACACGACAGGACUAGUUCAAAGCUUAUUGAAAUUAUUUCGAAUAGACCCUUAUUGCGCAUUACUGGGAAAUGAUGACAAGGUGAGGGUAGAGGAAAACACGAUGCUGAUAACGUCUAUAACCAGCUUGAUGAAACAUCAAGAUAAACGUGUACAACGUGCUGCAGUCGACUGCUUAAUCCAGUUACACGAUCCUUCAAUAAUUGUCCAUUGGGGUCCAACAAAUACUAUAAUGACCAAUUUUUGGAAAAUUUCUUCUCAAGCGGUCAUCUCUAUUGCACGCCAAAUAUUAGAUACCACCAGACAGGACGAAGAAUCGCUAAGGACUCUUUUAGAUUUGCUUGCCAAUAUUUUAGACUCGAGAAAUUCCUUCGUGAUUGAUGUUUCGGAAACUUCUGCUGCGCAAGAGUUAUUCGACGCUCAUGAUCGGCAUCAGACAAUGGUUACACUAGAAGUUGCUUUACUGGUAUCAUUAUGUUCACCUCUUCCUGAGAUAUGCUCCAAAGCAAUUAAAUGCUUGGGAUACAUGUGUAAAGAAGCAAAGAUUGUAGAUGAAGACAAUUUGUUCAUGGAGUCAUCUUCAAGAAAUAGUCAAAGCGUUCUUGCGUUCAACUACAAUCUUGACAUCUAUGACGGUCUCUAUUCGGAGGAACCGAUCAUGAAAGGCACACGUAAACAACUAUUUGUGGGCAGAAAGGCGCAACAGAAAAGAGUGAGAAAGUAUCUGAGAAUGAUGACAGUACCAACACCAGGCUGUCUUAUGGCCUGGGAGGAAGUGUGGAAGAGGUGGAAAAUCUUGACGCAGGUGGUUAGUCGUUAUGGUAUAGAUACGCUGAAAGAUUUGAACGACAAUGUCAUCGUAUCCUCUACAGCCUCUACCUCCGUCAAAAAGAUCGGUGGCCUUGUUAGACAUGACAAGCUAAGAGUGGCAUCUGUUAAAACACCUGCAGCUACCGCAAGUACCUCACUGACUUCUCCUCAGCCAAUCACUCGGAUAGAAAUAGACGACGAAAAACAAACAGAAUGGCAAAAUUACACUGGGUUCCUGGCUGCAUUAGGAGGAAGUCGGCUGUCAAGCGAUGCUGAUGAUGAUAGUCUUCAAGACGAUAAAAAAAGCAAGUCUUCUUCGACAGAUCGCAUAGGAUCGCCUGUGAAAGCAACUGUAUUAGUCGAGAAAUUCAUUACAGAAAUGAUUGAACUUUUAACAUCAGAAAAUGUGGUUAUCCGGGAAGCAGCCAAGGACACUCUCGGCAGUGAUCUCUCUCCAUCCUUGUAUGCCAUCCUCUUCCGUCAGCUAGAGACGACAAUGAGCACUUGUUUUAGUUCUAACGGGGAGGUACUGUGUGAUAGUGCAAACACAUUGUUCGUGGAGCAAGCGGUUUUAGUCUUGAAGAUGAUAUUGGAUAGAUUGACAGACGCAACGGAUUGUUUACUCAGUGUUGACUUUAGCACGCUUGUGCUUAGUUUUGCUAAUUAUAUCAACCGGUUGCCACACGACAACUAUACAACUAUGCGCACUAUGAUUAUGAUGUGUCAUCUGACAGAAGUGCUGAUGAUGAAGAAGGAGCAAGUGAUCAUACGAGACGAUGUCCGACUAAGGAAUAAUGACUUCAACUUGCGUAUUGUAAACAGUCAAACGGUUGAAUCGACAAGUUUUCAAAACAAGGAAGUUCAGCGUGAUCUCGAUCAAGUCUGUUUGAAAGCCAUUGUAGCUCUUUUAGACAAACUCCCUUUACAACCAUCAGAGCAAUUACGUGAUACAGACAGAGCACUCAGCAAAAACCGGUUGUUUCAAAAGUACUUUACUUUCUUUACUCAGUUGUUAGAUAGAUGUCAUCGACAUGAGAUUGAAAGUGCUAUGACAGGAAACAUCAUUGGUCCAUCCAACUUGCUAUCCAAGAACAACUUCUUGGUGAAACCACCAGACACAUAUUGGGGCCCACUUAAAGAGUCGGCCGUGAAUGCGAUUUCUAAUUUACUAAGUGCAAAUGUAGAAGUUGGAUUGAAAUCAACAUUAGCCAUGGGUUAUCAUGAGGAUUCGAGAACAAGAACUGCCUUUAUGCAAGUUUUGGCUAAUAUUCUUAAUCAGGGAGCUCAGUUUGAUACACUGGCAGAAACGAUCAUGAAUGAUCGCUAUGAGAAAUUGGUCGAGACACUGGUCGAAUCAGAUAUUGAGGUUGCUUUAUCCCUUUGUGACGUGUGUCCAGCAGCUGAUGCCACUGGUGUAGCAGAGGUCUUGUUGACUGCAUUUGACUCGAGAAAUAAGAUAAUGGAUCUUUUAAAAGCUGUUAUCCAGAAAGAAGUUAACUCUGCUGAGCAAGAGUCGACUCUAUUCCGUGGAACUAAUAUGGCGUCCAGAAUACUAUCUACAUUUGCACGAGAAAAUUGUGUAGACUACGUCAGAACCACUCUACAGCCUGCAUUGGAAAAGAUCAAUGCGAUACCCGACGAUGAACUCACCUAUGAAAUGGACCCAUUGAAAGAGACAUCCCAGGAAAUGAUUGCCAGAAACAAACAAAAUGUUUGUAGAGUAGCAGAGAUUUUAUUAGAUGCCAUCUGCAGUUCUGCAGCGUCUGCUCCUAGAAUAUUUCGUCGAGAACUUGCUUAUCUUGCAGAAACCGUCAACAAGAGAUUCCCAGAUGCAGCCAAGACACAAGUAGGAGGCUUUGUAUUCUUAAGACUGUUCAAUCCUGCCAUCUUGACUCCAGAAAACUCUGGUCUUCCCAAGCAAGCAAUACCAAGAUGCAAAAAUGUCCGAAAGAUUCUGCUACAGGCAACUCGUUUGAUGCAAAAUCUAGCCAACAAUGUCAUGUUUGGUGCCAAAGAGCCACACCUGAUCUCACUCAACGAUUUCAUUACCAAUAACCUCUACAGAGUUGCCAGUUUCCUUCGUGAGAUAUCUACCACUCAGAAAGCGGAUAAAGAAGAGAUUCGAACUGUGUAUAUGGACGACUUAGCCUACACAAAGCUUCACAGAUACUUGUCUGAAAAUCUUGAAAGACUGUCCCGUGAAGCGGCUGGACGUCGUUCUCGCUACACAGAUACUCAAAAGAUUUUAGAACUCAAACACACGAUGGAGAAGUUUUCGAAUCUUCUUGGUCAAUUGGGACCACCUCCUGACACACCACAAGCAGAAGUGACGAUGGUACGAAACUAUGCACUUGUCAAUAACAAUUCACACUAUAAUGAAUUUAUGCGUCGAAACAAGCAUCGUGACUUGAAUGGCAUUCGAUCGUUGAAUAUCUUCUACCAAGGUGGUGUUUCUAGAGGUGGACGUCCUAUAUUUUACCUGAUUGCUCGUCAUGUUCCUGCAGAGACAAUGGAUUUUGAACUGCUGAUUUAUUACAUGCUAAGAGUUAUGGAACCUUGUCUUAGUCAACCCUUUGAGUUGCUGUUUGACCUUUCACGCUUUUCAGAAGGGAUUGAGAUUCCUAUCCAUUGGUUGAACCAGUUCUUCCAGCUCAUAUUUAACGAAUUGAAUGAUUACUUGACGGCGCUGUAUUUAUAUAACCCCAACUUUUAUUUGCAGCGAUAUAUUCGUAAAUUACCUCGUGUAUUGACAAACAAGCUAGUGAAACGUACACGCUUUUCUAUUACCAUCAAUGAACUAUCGCAAUACAUUGCACCGUCCGAGAUUCGAUUGCCUAAAGAGACAUAUGAAAUGGAAAAGGAGAUUGGAAUGACAAUCAAUAAUGCAUCCGUCAUAAGUACUUACAAGUCCAUGAUACCUGUACAAGUCAAGAUUGGAGCAGAAUAUUUCCAAGUGACAACGUUACGCGAGCAAGAAAUAUUCUGGAGUUUGAAUACAAUCUUAAAUAAUGUCUACAGCAUGACUGACAUUUUGGACAUCUAUUUACCUCCUUUACCACCUAACAAAAAGACCAACAACGAAGGUGAAAUUCAUAUCACUACUGAUAAUGGAAAAUCAACCAUGGUAUUAGUGGUUCCUAACCGUGAAGAAGUGUACAAGUACCUUUUGGCUCGUAAAAAGAAUUUCGAGACGCAUAUCACAGAAGAAGGCAGCGGCAUCCGUCCCACAGACGUACCUGGUCGUAUCUUAAACAUGGCUUUACUUAACCUUGGAAGCGAUGAUCACAGUUUACGACUGACUGCUUACAGCCUGCUGCAUUCUCUUUGUCUUGCCUUUAGAUUUAGCGUUGGCAAUCAGCUCAUGUAUGCUAAAGAUCUAUGUAUUCCGUACAACGAUGUAGAUUUUAUCAUCAGCAUCAGUGAAAGCGUAGCUUCGAGUGAGACACAUCUGACACUAGAGUUUUUGAAUGAAUGUGUUAUUGGAUUCAAUCGAUCCAGUGCAGAACCUGUAAGACAGCUUUUGACACUAGAGUAUAUGGUACCAUGGCUGAAGAACCUUGGAUUUUUCAUAUAUGGAACAAAUGGAAAGGAUAUCAACAAGAUCAAAGAUCUGAUUCGUUCCUUAAUCACCAUAACAGCCGAAAAGCCAAAGUUGUACGAACAAAUUCAAAGAAAAGUGUGGAAGACGUUGAGUGAAAUAGAAGAAGUGCAUAAUUUGAUCAUUGAUUGUCUUAUUCAAUACUCUGUCGAGAAUGGAGUUGGAUCAUCUCAAGCAGAGGUUGUAGCUAAUACUCUUGUGACGAUGAACAACAAUAGUAUUCGAGGCAAGAUCGUCUCUCGCAUGCGAAGAGCACUCCAGAGUACGUCUUACAACUGUCGACAGACACUCGUCAGACAUUCUGCAUGGAAUGAAAUAGCAUGUCUUGCGCGAUGCAUGGUGACUCUUUCAUUUUAUUACACAAGUGUUAGCAAACCCUAUGUUGCCGAAUGCUUUCAUAUUGUUGCUCUCUUAGUAUCCACAGGGCCAACUUUGAUACGUUCUUCUAUUCAUGGCUUUGUUGUCAAUGCCAUCCAUACCCUAGUGACCUCAGAACACGUUCCGGCUCAUAACCGCAAGAAGCUCAAGUUCCUCAUGGAUGAUGUAGGGGAUGGCAAGUACCGUGUUCAUUUUGGAUUAAGCAAGUCGUACGCGAAUGCUUUUACCAUUACGGACGAAACCUUGACAGAUGAUAUAGAGAAUAUUAGUCUUGCUUCACUUGAAGUCAUUGUACAGUUACUGUUGGAAGCAACUACAUAUGCAGCUCCUACCAUAGACGUCGCGAAUGCUUGGCGCGCUCGCUGGAUGAGUUUAGCUACCAGUAUGACGUUCCAAUUCAAUCCCGCGCUACAGCCUCGAUCAUUCGUUAUCCUUGGUUGCCUUGCACAGGACGAAAUUGAUGACGAUCUCUUGUUCCAGAUAUUGGUCGUACUUCGUAAUGAGCUUGCACGAUUUGAUGAAGGCAACCCACAGCUGGUUAUUAGCAUACUCAUGUGUCUUCGAAAUAUCAUUGACAACCUAUCUGCUGGCUCAAGGUACCUAAAGCCCAUGUUUUGGCUCGCGGUUGCUCUCAUUCAGAUGAAUCAUACAGUCAUAUUCCCUUAUGCUGUCAAGUUAUUACAUGCAGUACUACGUACGAUGGAUGCGCACAAGUACUUUGACCAUCGAUCGGUUGAAGAUGUCUUGAUGGAGGCGCGUGGACCGUUCUCAAGUGUCCUCUUGGACAUUGACGCUGCAUCUGGUCUCAGCUUUGACACUCAGUUCUCGUUUGCCAUCGCAGGUGCACUGCUCAAGGGCUACCGCUUCUCGGAUGCCAGAGAAAUGAUCUUUAUGUGCCUGACGACAUUCCUAGAGACAGAAACAAAGAUCGGCUUUACACCCAACCGAAUCGACGCUCGUUGCCUUGGGUACCUUGCUGGUUUACUACCGUUUGCGGCUAAAAAUGACGCGCUUCGAGAGUUGUUGACGCUGGCUGGUAUCAUUGAUAUUGACAUUGACGCGCAAACUUCGCCUUCAGAUGUAUAUGCUGUCAUAUGGCGCGCUAUAGAUAUCCCCAAUAACACCACAGGUAUCCUCUUGGUAUCCUUUUUGGUUGGCAUGCUCAGUCUUGCCGAGAAUGAAGCAGAAAGACUGUUCCUGUACGGAUUCCUUUCGAGAGCGGCUGUGUCUACACCAGAGGUGUUUGCCCUUGUCUAUGAAUCACUCAUACCCAAGAUGAACUCGAUUGUUGUAUCAAGUGAAAAUGUAGCACUGAUCGAAGCAGUUAAGGAGAUUCUUAUUACAGCAUGUUCCGAACCGGCAUUCAACUCUAUGGAAAGAAUGAAUCAUCAAAAGCUUUACUUAGAAAGUAUAGGAUUUGAUGCCUUUGGAGAAGUCAAUUUUGGAAGUAUGAAUACAUCAACAGCCAUAAGCGCAAGAUUAACUAGUGAACUUUUACGAAUGAUAUGUGAAUAGUCCAUAACACUGUUUUAUAGCCCCUCCCCCUUCCCUUUCUUUAUUUCUGACUUUUUUUUGUUGUAAUUUAUGCCCUUUUUUUAUAUAAUGACUCAAUUUUCUUUUUUUCUUUAUAAUAAAUCACAAUAAUAAUAAUAAUAAU